Molecule: messenger RNA, 1053 nt
Organism: Durotheca rogersii
Lineage: Eukaryota; Fungi; Ascomycota; Sordariomycetes; Xylariales; Xylariaceae
Product: glycoside hydrolase family 43 protein
Exons: 4
Coding region: 1-1053 (350 amino acids)
Source: RefSeq, a predicted model, not a curated record
AUGUUUAUGCGUCGGAUGCUACAGCUGGCCGUCUCGAUCGGCAUUCGUUUGGGGCUGUCUCUUGCGAAUCCGAUCGAUCUCGGUGAGCUAGGCCUUCAGGCGGAGCGCCGUGCGGACUCGAGCCUCGUCGGUUAUCUUGGGGCGAUAUUCCUCGGGGCUGACCCGUACGUCUACUUUUACCUCAGCAAUGGCAACGAUCCGGUUUCGUUCACGGCCUUGAAUGGGGGGCAGCCUAUUCUUCGCCCAACGAAGGGCACAGGCGGUGUCAGGGACCCCUACCUCGUCCAGGGUGGUGGCUCUGAAGCAGGUCGCAAGUGGUAUAUUAUCGGCACCGAUCUGCACAUCGGAAAGACCACGUGGGACGCUGCACAGCGGACUGGGUCGAAGGGGAUAUUUGUCUGGGAAACGACUGACCUCAUUAACUUCACCGGCGAGCGUCUCAUAAACGUCGAAGAUGCUAGUGCCGGUAUGGUUUGGGCGCCGGAGGCUAUAUGGGACGCUGCGAAGGAUCAAUACCUCGUCCAUUGGGCAUCAAAAUUCUAUCCUGCUUCAGAUCCCAAUCACACUGGUUCUCCGUCGAAUAUCCGGAUCCGGUACGCGUACACCAGCGACUUCAAGACCUUCAGCACGCCGCAAACCUACAUCGACUAUGCGCCAACUAACAUCAUCGACCUCGAUAUCCUGCCCCUCGACACCACCGGCAACAACUACCUACGGUUCAUGAAGGACGAGACGUUGAAGACUGUGUUCCUGGAGUAUUCGACGACGGGGCUCUUCGGCACAUGGACGCGGGCCGGGGGGGCCGCGGGCAUCAUUGCAUCCGGCGUCGAAGGGCCGGCUGCCUACCGGGAUAACAGGGAUGACGCCAAGGUACACGUCCUCCUGGACUUUUACGGCGACGACGGGUAUAGGCCGUACCAGAGCACCAGCCCGAGAGACAACGCGUGGACUGCGAGCAGCAGAUCGGGGUUUCCGAAAAACUUGCGGCACGGAAGCAUCCUGGCUGUCAACCAGACCGUGUACGACGCUUUGAGCGGGGCAUGGGCCUCGUGA